Molecule: messenger RNA, 1200 nt
Organism: Microsporum canis CBS 113480
Lineage: Eukaryota; Fungi; Ascomycota; Eurotiomycetes; Onygenales; Arthrodermataceae
Product: pantetheine-phosphate adenylyltransferase family protein
Exons: 1
Coding region: 1-1200 (399 amino acids)
Biological process (GO): coenzyme A biosynthetic process
Molecular function (GO): dephospho-CoA kinase activity
Source: RefSeq, a predicted model, not a curated record
AUGGCAGAAGGUCGUCAUGAAGCCCUGCUGCUGCUCACAGAUACCUCGUCGACCUUCGCAGCGCUCAAGUCGACCUACGGCCAUGCUCUAUCAAACAUCCUGCCAGCGCUCACAGCAGCCAUAAAAGAUGCCAGUCGACCGGCAGUGUUGGACGUUGCUGUUUCUGUCCACGGUCUACGUCCUCAGUCUGACGGGAGGAAGCCAUUCGUCCAGCUCCAGCGGUUCCUGGCAGACUUCUACAAACUGCUGGCCACUGUCAGUGUCUCCGUCUCUGUCGAGCUCGAUGGGCCCGGGGGCAUCGAUGCCAGAGUCUUCUUCCUCGACCCGGAGCUCGAGUCACUGGCUGAUUCAUACCCUUAUGGCCCUAUCGUGGGCAUGACGAGUCUACUGUCCUCGAACAGGUCUUGGGAUACCGUCUAUCUACCGUCGGGUGGUGGUGAGGGGGUGGCCAGGCUUGCCUCCAUGUUCAGGGCGGACGGGAAAAGAAUCACUGAUACUCGUACGCUGGAGCUGAAGCCGCCAGGGCCGGGCCAGCAGCAAUCGACAGCUCUCAUCAUGGAUAGCGAGGCAUCCCAGCUUGCUGCGGCACAUUUUUCCGUGGCCGUGGGCGGGACGUUUGACCACCUACACGCUGGGCAUAAACUACUUCUUACUGCAACGAUUCUCGCUCUAGAUACUUGUUCGUCCCAGCUGCCCGCUCAAAGACAGAAGAGAGUCGUCACGGUUGGCAUCACCGGUGAUGAACUGCUGGUGAACAAGAAGUAUGCUGAAUUCCUAGAGUCAUGGGAGGAGCGGUGGAAGGGUGUCUGGGCCUUCCUUCGAUCGAUAAUUGACUUCUCUACAACACCUGGAGAGGUGGGCAUCAAGCGCGAGUUCGAAUCAGGUCCCAAUGGCAGACGGGUAGUUGUCUCACUGUCCCCUGAUCUAGAGGUCAGGUUCGUCCAGAUUGCUGAUCCCUUCGGCCCUACCAUCACCGACCAGGACAUCACCGCCUUGGUCGUAUCUAAGGAAACCAGGUCCGGCGGAAAAGCCGUCAACGAUGAGAGGUUGAAAAAAGGAUGGCCGGCCCUGGAGGUUUUUGAGGUCGACGUCCUGGAUUCUACUGACGGUGUGUCUGUGUCGGAAGAUAGCUUCGAGGCCAAGAUAUCUAGUACCGAGAUCAGACGUCGACAGAUGAACCGAGCCAAGGGAAGCCUCUGA